ACACAUUGUACAGGAUAGAGAAAGAAAUAUGGCCACGAAAAAUCGUUGGAAGUUAGAAUUUACUUUGCGAGCGGUUUUGUUAAUUGUAACAGGGUCAACAAGACAUUCUAAUUCCUAAAAAUGGGUGUGUCAAGUUAUUUGAUUUAUGAAACCUGAUAGUGCAUGUGUAUCUUGAAUUAUUACAUGUAAUAUUCUGGUAAUGAAAUGCGCUAGAGUUUCUAAACGACGAGUUCGAUGAUAGGAGGGGACAGGACGUAAACACUGUGCGAUGUGAAAGAAAGUAAGAUUUAAUAGAAUUUCGAAUUAUUUUGCGUACUAAAUUUUUGUUACUUUCCGUACGAUUAUUGACGAGACCAAUUAUUGUAAAAAAUAAUGGAAACCUCUCAGCCGUUGUAUCUUAACCUCUUCAGCGAAGAUAAGGUUCAUGUUUUAAAGGAGUUGUUGCAUGCAUGCGUGGAUGAAAUAUGUGGUAGAUCAGGCCCAUCCUAUCACCGAUUUGCAAGUAGCAUAGAUUGGAGCAGAGAAGAGUACGAUGAGACUUACAAAUUAAUAUCGUCUCUGUUACACAAUCCUGCUUGUCUGUAUCUAUCGGAAGAGAAGAUGCCUCAAGAAUACCAUGAACUACCCGAGCACAUUCAGCAAAGCAUACUAACUUGUUUGAGAGUGAGAAGGGAGCAGCUAACGGAUGCUUUAUUAAAGGAAUAUUCCAAAGAAAAAUAUGAAACAUUGAUAGAUUUUGAUUGGAAAUUAAAGCUCAUAAUGGGAUCCAGUAAGUUGGCUUCUUUGAGGGAACCUCUUCUUCAGCUGGAUCUUAUAGUUGAAAAUAAGGGAGGACGACGUGUUUUGGGAUUGGAAUUGAAUAAAGAUGAACUGGAGACUUUCAUAAGCACCAUAGAGUCGACAGUGAAAUGAUUCUACUGUACAGAAAAAACAAAAUAUUGUUAAAUAAGUUAAUAAAGGGUUUUCAAGACAAAAAUGAAUAUA
Megalopta genalis is the source of this 984-nucleotide messenger RNA. RefSeq names its product COMM domain-containing protein 8. NCBI's taxonomy places the organism in Eukaryota, Metazoa, Arthropoda, Insecta, Hymenoptera, Halictidae. The record is from RefSeq and is a predicted model, not a curated record.